Messenger RNA from Scophthalmus maximus (turbot), 2446 nucleotides. RefSeq names its product forkhead box F1 (gene foxf1). Gene Ontology annotation, molecular function: RNA polymerase II cis-regulatory region sequence-specific DNA binding; DNA-binding transcription factor activity, RNA polymerase II-specific. The coding region runs from base 376 to 1518 and encodes 380 amino acids. Lineage: Eukaryota; Metazoa; Chordata; Actinopteri; Pleuronectiformes; Scophthalmidae. The transcript is spliced from 2 exons. Gene Ontology annotation, cellular component: nucleus. Gene Ontology annotation, biological process: animal organ morphogenesis; regulation of transcription by RNA polymerase II. The record is from RefSeq and is a predicted model, not a curated record.
UGGGCGGGUCCCAACAUUAGGAUGGCCAAGACAUCCAGCUUCCAAUGCGCUGAUGGCAACAGAUAAGUAAAAAGUGAGCUCCUCGGACGCACGACAACACACCAAGUGAAGUGGAAAGCGGCUCCUGUUCUGCUCCUUAUCCCAGUUCGGACGCAGCGUCGAGGAAGGAGCGGCUCCGGACCGGAGGGAAGAAGAAGAAGAAGAAGACUGUCUCGCCUCUGGCUUAUGCGUUAAGUUUGACUUAACGUUUAUUUUUGUAUUAUCUUUUUUUUUUUUGACCCUUUAUGCCACCGCAAACGUAUCUUACCUUGUAGUGUUUAUAGGUGGAAAGAAAGCGGGUUCUUUUUGUGCCAUCUCGAAGACGAAAUUGAACUAAUGACGGCAGAGAUCCAGCAGCCCCCAGCACAGACUCCUGCUCAGAGCAGCCCGAUGUCUGCUCCGGAGAAGCCGCACGGACAGACGGCGGCGAUGGAAACCGCCUCCUCCACCACGAAAACCAAGAAGACGAACGCGGGGAUCCGUCGACCAGAGAAGCCCCCAUAUUCCUACAUAGCUUUAAUAGUCAUGGCGAUCCAGAGUUCUCCGACCAAGCGGCUGACGCUCAGUGAAAUAUACCAGUUCCUGCAGAGCCGCUUCCCGUUCUUCAGAGGCUCGUACCAGGGAUGGAAGAACUCCGUGCGUCACAACUUGUCCCUGAACGAGUGCUUCAUCAAGUUGCCCAAAGGCCUCGGCCGGCCGGGGAAGGGCCACUACUGGACUAUCGACCCGGCUAGUGAGUUCAUGUUCGAGGAGGGCUCCUUCAGAAGGAGGCCCCGGGGCUUCAGACGCAAGUGCCAGGCGCUGAAGCCCAUGUACAGCAUGAUGAACGGCCUGGGAUUCAACCACAUCCCCGACUCCUACAACUUCCAGGGCAGCGGCGGGGGCCUGUCCUGUCCGCCGAACAGCUUGUCCCUGGACAGCGGCAUCGGGAUGAUGAAUGGACACUUGGCGGGCAACAUGGAGGGGAUGGGUCUGUCUGGACACUCCAUGUCCCACUUGUCGGCCAACGGUGGACAUUCCUACAUGGGAAGUUGUACAGGAUCCGCUGGGAACGACUAUUCCCACCACGACAAUUCCGCCUCCCCUCUGCUCGCCAGCGGGGGAGUCAUGGAGCCUCACCCCGUCUACUCGAGCUCGGCCUCGGCCUGGGCUCCGGCCCCCACGGGCUCACUGAAUAACGGGGCCUCUUACAUAAAGCAGCAGCCCCUGUCUCCUUGUAACCCCGGAGCGAACCCGCUGCAGCCCAGCUUGCCCACACAUUCUCUAGACCAGCCGUACCUGCACCAGAACGGCCACAGCACCACAGACUUACAAGGUAUCCCUCGGUACCACUCCCAGUCUCCGAGCAUGUGCGACCGAAAGGAGUUCGUGUUCUCGUUCAACGCCAUGGCGUCCUCCGCGAUGCACUCGCCGAGCAGCGGCUCCUACUACCACCACCAGCAGGUCUCCUACCAGGACAUCAAGCCCUGCGUCAUGUGAGGCCUCCGCGGGCCAGGGAGCAGAGCCGGAGGGGCCACGGGGCCACGGACCGGGGCCACGCGGCCCAGCGAACUGAAGCGAGAACAAAACGAGUAAAUAACCACUGAUGGACACGGAGCCCCACGGCCCCGGGCCUGGAGGGGCCUCACCGGACCGUGGCGACAAGGAGACACGGAGACAAGGGCCAGUCACAAAGCAACCACAUGAUAAUAAUAAUAUAUAAUAAUAAAAACCUUCAUUUUUUCAUGCCAUCAACAUCGACCAGCGGGGUAAAGACUGGGCGUCAUGCAACCCUGCUGCUGUUUGGUACUUAGUCCUGCAGAGCGGAUGACUAUAGCCACCACUUCACACCUUCAUGUUUAUUCUUCUCUUAGGCCAAUGUAACAAAAAAAAAAAAUGCACACUCUUUUUCUCUGUCUAAAGUUUUUACUUUACUUCUCUUUGACAAAUUAGACUGAGGCUCUUUUUUUCUCUUUUUUUUUGGACGUACAUACCAGCGUUGAAUUUUGAAGUGAACCCUUAUGGACAUUACACAUAUUACUGUAGGUCCAUAUGUACUGUGUAAAAAACGAUGAAGGCACUUUUUGAAUAGCCUAUAAGCGCAACUUUUUAUUUAUUCUGUGGGCCUACAUAUUUUAAUUUCAGGCGAAUUGGCCAAGGAGGUAUAUUCUUUAUUGGCAAUAUUUGUCAGAACGCUUAUUAUUUGUUUUAAAAUGAAAAUUGAGGAUAUAUUGUAAGCACUGUUAUGUCGUUUGUGUUAGAUAUAUGUGUAGACCAUUACUUUCGGCACUGUAUAUAUUAUUAUAUGUUGUUAGGAAAAUUAGCGAGGGUCCAUCAGUGAGGGCUAAUCUCUUUAGGCUAUAUUACAACAAGUCAUUUGUAAGAAAUAAAAUAUAUCUGUUGGGCAAUUUGAGCCUACACACACAAA